AGAGGUAAGUUGAGAAAGAGACUCUUCUGUUCUGUUCUUCAGGCUCGACCAUCACAACCACAGCUCUGCUCCCAUUCGAUCCCACCAGAUCCAAACAACAAACCCACAAAAGUCAAAACACAUACCUCCAUACACCCAACCCCCAUCCAAAAUGCACAACCCCCUCCUCGCCCUCACCCUCACCCUCGCCACCACCGCCACCGCCCUCGGCCAAGCCAAAGUAGUAAACAACUGCGACUUCGCCGUCUCCGUAUGGUCCGUCGGCUCGGCCGUCUCCUCUCCGCACCGCCUCUCCGCCCACGGCGGCAGCUACGGCGAGACCUUCUCGCGCGACCCGCAGACGGGAGGGCGGGCCCUCAAGGUGACGGUGCCAGCCGACGGGCUGUGGACGGGCGCCCCGCAGGCCGACUUCGCCUACAACCUAGACGGCGCGCAGGUGUGGUACGACCUGUCGGACGUGUUCGGCGACCCGUUCGCCGGCCACAAGGUCGUCGUCGCCAGCGCGGACGCGUCGUGCCCGGCCAUCGUCUGGGGGAACGGGACGCCGCCUGCUGGGAGCCAGGUCAAGGUGUGCACUGCUGACCAGAGCGUCACGUUUACGCUUUGUGCGGCCUGAGUUGGGAUUGAGGGAUUUGAGAUUGGGUGACAUUUGUGUUGAGGAAGGCGAGGACCUGUGUGGAAGGGAAUUAGGAGGGCAAAGGGGUUGAGUCGGGAUUUGUUUUCAAGACAGGGGUAGGACUCGUGGCAACAGAUCAAGCUAGGUCCUGGGAGCAUCAUCAAGUUCCAAACCGGUCAUUCAUCGAUUUCCCCACGAUACAAAAGGGGUCUGCUUGAGAACAUCAUCUUCUGUUUAUAGCAAUUCUCAAUUACUAUUAGGAACUGUGAUCUAAUCUCGGUAUAGAAUCUGCGAGGGCAGACCCCGAGCUGAAACGAGUUUGUUUACUCGUGCCACGGUUUGAACUAACAGA
This is a messenger RNA of Phialemonium atrogriseum, 968 nucleotides long. RefSeq lists its product as uncharacterized. Bases 152 to 616 code for a protein of 154 amino acids. NCBI's taxonomy places the organism in Eukaryota, Fungi, Ascomycota, Sordariomycetes, Cephalothecales, Cephalothecaceae. The transcript has a single exon. The record is from RefSeq and is a predicted model, not a curated record.